AUGGACGAUUAUAUGUUCCGGACCUAUGUGGAGGACUGCAGAUGUGUCCAGGAAGCGACGAGCUAUUUGGAAAUCCUGAAUUACUCGGAUCCCUCACACAAUAGUAUUGAGGAGCACCGGUUUAGCUUGGACGAGCUACCAGAUGAGUUUGGCAACUUCCUGCACCGCCGAGGUGCUUUUGCACCGCCCAAGGUGCCUCCAGAGGUGAAGCUGGUCAGCGGUAUUCGCUUAGUACUCCAGUUAAAUGCGAAGCAUCCAGAGACCUUCUCUCCCCGCUAUAUCUCCUUCUCGCACAAGGAGUACGACGAAAUGGUCCGCACCCUCCGUCUCCCUUUCCGAGCCAUCGAGGGAACCAGUGUCGUGGCCCCUUUCUUCUGGUGCGCCUUUGACCAGGACGACGAUGACCCUCACCUGCAAAUCAUCUUCCGCAAGUCGGACGUGCGCAAAAGGGGGAUGACGCGGGGCUGGGAGCUCAUGCUAUCGCACUCGUUUCGCACCGGCAUCACGACGGGCUUUGCUAAGGGCACCCCGUCGUCCGAGAUGGGGGAGAGCAUCAAGCACCUGAGGGCCUGCGCGGGUCAGGUCAUGCACCCAAUGCUGUUGCCCAUCAUCAUCCUCAGCCACGAGCUGUCGUACAAGAACGACCAGAAGCAGCGCGAAGCCCGCGAGUGGCUCCGCCUGCUCGAGCACGCUGUCAGCAUGCGCAAUGAAGUACUGGAGGAGGAGAGUCGCUACAUCAAGGAAUCCAUGGUUGAUCUCGACCAGAUCAAUCGCGACCUCGUCGAGUGCCACUCGCAAGUGCUCUGGAAGCGGCCGCAAGCCUACAUGGAAAUCAUCGCAGGCAUGAACAGGGCCAUGGACAAGUUCUGGUCCAUGGCCCGCGAUAACCCAUCCUACGGUGGCAGCGGGGGUGAGGUGGACAAGCUUCACCGCAACAUGCUUGGCCGUCUCGACUUUUACCAAGCUAAGUUGAAGGGCAUUGAGAAUUAUUCGCACAUCACUCUGGAGCGGCUGUCAAUUCAGAGAGCAGCUCUCUACAACAUCAUUGCCCAAAAAGAGUCCAAGCUCGGGCUGCAAAUGGCCGGUGAACAGCGUCGGCUGGCACAUGCCGCCAAGCGCGACAGCACAUCGAUGAAGAUGAUCUCGCUUCUCGGUGCCAUCUUCUUGCCGGCCACCUACCUGGCCUCAGUGUUUAGCAUGACGUUCUUCGACUUUCGGACCGAUGGUGGCGGCCGCAGGGGCGACGGCGGCAGCAGCACAACCGAUGCUGACGGAGACUUGCAGUCGACGCCGCAGUCACCCGUGGCGCCCGAGCUGUGGAUCUACUUUGCUAUCACGGUCCCCAUGACCGUAAUCAUCGUGCUGAUCUGGCGGUGGUGGGACAGGCGCCGUGACAAGCGCUACUCCAAGGAGGACGCCGACAUCGAGGAAGGCAUCGAGAAGAUGGAGGCUCGCAUCAUGGCCACGAUGCGCCAGCGGACCAUGAGCAAGGUGCGGACAUGGGACGUUGCGAAAUCGUGA
This is a messenger RNA of Canariomyces notabilis, 1521 nucleotides long. RefSeq lists its product as uncharacterized. Lineage: Eukaryota; Fungi; Ascomycota; Sordariomycetes; Sordariales; Chaetomiaceae. Bases 1 to 1521 code for a protein of 506 amino acids. The record is from RefSeq and is a predicted model, not a curated record. The transcript is spliced from 6 exons.